GCAUGAUUGGACCAGGGGCCUGUAUAAGGCUUGGCGUAUCCAAUACGAUUGGGCCCCCACAACAUCCAAUCUGAGUCCGAGCUAUACGAAUUCCUCCUCGUCCAACCUUAUUGACCUCCCCGCAAGGAAGGACAACAAGGCUUCGACAAGAGCCAAGGACGCACACAGCCUGGGCGACGCAAGCUUCCCCCCAUGGCCUGACCUGCUCGAGAUCCCCUCGCCACACCCCUCGAUGGACAAAAUUAAUCCAUCAACCGAUACACAGACACCAACAUGGCCAUCGACCAUGGUAGGGAGCCAGCGAGUUGGCCAAACUGGGCAGUGCUGUGCGUAUUCCUCGGAUUCUCACGGGAUACGCGUAUCUCGGUUUUUCAUUGUGUUCCCUCUCCUCCUCAGACAGACCCAGUGUUCCCACCGAGCGCUACUGACCAGUCCCCUGAGAAAUUACAUUGCGACCAGCUGGCGAGAGGAGGCGCAGGCAGACUUGGCUACCCCUCAAACCCGCGGGUUCAUCAACCCUGAACACAUCCCGCCCCGUCGGCGCAUCCUCCGUACGGGUUCCGGAGUUGAAACCACUCGGGCGAACUCUUGGGUCCGAUACUGCCAUGGCGGCGCUUGCUUGUUUCUGCUGCCUAGGCUGGUUGCGCGGCCUCGCAUGGCGGGGGGCGCCAAAGCAAGUGCCUGUUGAAGCCACAACACCUAAAAACGCCAGACGCGUAGCCGGAAUCUCCAGAUUGAUGCCCCAAAUAGGCCUGAUGCCGUCACAUCACUUGUUGUAUUAUGACACCCCCUGGCACAUGGUGCACGUGGCUGUAGAGCCUGCAGUGACAGGGAGUUAUC
Ilyonectria robusta is the source of this 840-nucleotide messenger RNA. RefSeq lists its product as uncharacterized. The coding region runs from base 233 to 688 and encodes 151 amino acids. The transcript has a single exon. Lineage: Eukaryota; Fungi; Ascomycota; Sordariomycetes; Hypocreales; Nectriaceae. The record is from RefSeq and is a predicted model, not a curated record.